AUGCUCUCCACUACCCCGGCUCCCGAUUACUGUAGAAUACGUUGCUGUUCUAAACAGACAGUACAGGAGUUGCUGGCGAAGUGCAGUGAAUUCAGCAAAGAAGUAAUGGAGAGUCAGCAACACCUGAGCCCGGAAAGAAGGGAACAGGAACUGAGAAACUGCAUUUGGGAUUUUGAAAGAGCUUUUCAGGAGAAUAUCACUAUCAAUGGGCAGAGUUGGCAAGAGGCUCCAGAAACCCAGAAUGAGCUAGAUAUUAAGAUGUUGGAAGAUAAACUGGAUGAUGCGAUAGUGGAUACAGCGAUAAAGCGGAAGAGAUAUCCUAGGAAAAUCUUGAGCCAUGUGGUUAAAAUCCUAAAGACGGAAAGAGAAAUCCUGGCCCAGACCAAACCUGCUGUGCAGCCAGAAGAAAUAAAGUUUGAUUCACAACAAGCCUUACGGAUGAUGGACCUGUCUGCAGUAACCAACAAUUUAUCAAAGCAGAUCAGUGAAACAAUGAAGGCCCUGCCAGCCCAGAUUGAGAAGGCCAAUGGGUUCUCCCAUGUGCUUAGCCUUCAGCCCAUCUUGGAGAGCUCCCGAACCCGCAAAGAAAUCUUCUGCAGUCAAGUCAAACUGGUAGACCUAGCAAAGAAAGUUCCAAGGCCAGUAGAAACCACCCCGAGAGAGACAGAAGCUAAGGUGAAGCCCAGCCCAGUGCUUAGCCGAAGAAGGCAAAGGUCUCAAUGUUCCGAAAGGAGUCUCUACCCUGUACGUUCCAAAAGGAAAAUCAGUCUGUCUUCAUGA
This is a messenger RNA of Xenopus laevis (African clawed frog), 780 nucleotides long. It is a transcript of the gene nsl1.L, whose product is annotated as NSL1, MIS12 kinetochore complex component L homeolog. Gene Ontology annotation, cellular component: MIS12/MIND type complex; kinetochore. Gene Ontology annotation, biological process: mitotic sister chromatid segregation. Lineage: Eukaryota; Metazoa; Chordata; Amphibia; Anura; Pipidae. The record is from RefSeq and is marked provisional.